GUGUGGAGGUGAGACGAGGACGCUUUUUUGCUUUACCUCUCUCUGUUUACACGAUUCUUCUUCUUCUUCUUCUUCGUCUUUCUAUGUCCAUUGUCAUUUACUUCUUCUCUACACUUUAGGGUGAUGACAGUGUAAUGUCUUAUGCUCAUCUUCAUCAUCAUUGUUGGAGACAUUCCUCUUCACGUCUAUGGAUUUUAACGCAGGAGUUCCUAUGUCCUCUCUUUCACCUCUGAUGAAUCAAGAGGCAAUGUGGCAAAUGAAUUUGAGUUCAGAUGAAACAAUGGAAACAGGUUCUUACCCUGAACGACCAGGAGAGCCUGAUUGUUCUUAUUACAUCAGAACUGGUCUUUGUAGAUUCGGCUCAACUUGUCGGUUCAAUCACCCUCGUGAUCGUGAACUGGUUAUAGCCACUGCUAGGAUGAGAGGAGAAUACCCUGAAAGGAUUGGUCAGCCUGAAUGCGAGUACUAUUUGAAGACAGGAACAUGCAAGUUUGGAGUAACAUGUAAGUUUCAUCACCCUAGGAACAAAGCUGGGAUUGCUGGAAGAGUCUCACUCAAUAUGUUAGGCUAUCCUCUACGUUCUAAUGAGGUUGAUUGUGCUUAUUUUCUAAGAACCGGACACUGUAAAUUUGGCGCCACUUGUAAAUUCAACCAUCCUCAGCCUCAACCAACGACCAGCCUCAUGGUUCCUACAUCAGGCCAACAACAGUCUUACCCUUGGUCAAGAGCCUCUUUUAUCGCCAGCCCUCGGUGGCAAGAUCCCUCUGGCUUCACACCAUUAAUGAUGCCUCAAGGAGUUGUAUGGAACCCUUACAGCGGUCAGGUCGGCUCAGUUUCUCCUUCAGGUACUGGAAACGAACACAGCAACUAUAGAAACAUGCAGAAAAACGAGUCAGGCUCCUCUGUUCAGCCUAGUGAGAAUGUUUUCCCGGAGAGACCAGGACAACCUGAAUGCCAGUUCUACAUGAAGACAGGAGACUGCAAGUUUGGCACAGUUUGCAAGUUUCAUCAUCCUAGAGAUAGACAACCUCCUUCUCCUGAUUGUCUCUUGAGUCCCAUUGGCCUCCCUUUACGCCCUGGAGAACCGGUGUGUGUGUUCUAUAGUCGCUAUGGGAUCUGCAAGUUUGGUCCAAGCUGUAAAUUUAAUCACCCAAUGGAAGUAUUCGCGUACGACAACACAGCUUCAGAGACGGACGAGGUUGUGGAAACAUCAGGUGGACAUUCCAGAAGAGUCUCAGUGUCUGAAACAAGACAAGCAACAACAACAACCUCUGGUCAAGACACUCCCAUUGAUACACAGCAGCAGUGAGUGAAGAAGAGAGCUUAAAACAAGCUUUGAUUUUUCAUAGAGAAAUCUGUAAAUUCUCGUUUUUUUUACGUUUUAAUCUGAAGCAUUUAUAUUAAUAAUAAUGUAUAGAGGAGGUGAUUAUACAACUGAUCUUGAUCUGAUAGCCAUUGUUGUAAUAUUCUUUUGGUGGAUCAGGUGAAUAAUUUGAUAAAUGUAUAACCGGUUAAGAUCUG
Messenger RNA from Brassica oleracea var. oleracea, 1521 nucleotides. RefSeq names its product zinc finger CCCH domain-containing protein 33-like. The transcript is spliced from 7 exons. Gene Ontology annotation, molecular function: mRNA binding; metal ion binding. The record is from RefSeq and is a predicted model, not a curated record. The coding region runs from base 188 to 1309 and encodes 373 amino acids. Lineage: Eukaryota; Viridiplantae; Streptophyta; Magnoliopsida; Brassicales; Brassicaceae.